Molecule: messenger RNA, 783 nt
Organism: Cynara cardunculus var. scolymus (artichoke)
Lineage: Eukaryota; Viridiplantae; Streptophyta; Magnoliopsida; Asterales; Asteraceae
Exons: 2
Coding region: 8-493 (161 amino acids)
Source: RefSeq, a predicted model, not a curated record
AGCGAACAUGGCGGCAACCCUCCGUUUCUCUAAUCAAGCACCAGAAUUAGUGUAUGUUCCCACUUAUCACAACCAUAAACCUGCAACCAAUCACUCCUCCAUCUCAUUACCCUCUUCUUAUUCAUUYUGUAAAUCGACACCAAGACUCUAUUCUAGUUCUAGGGUUUAUAAUCGAGGAAUCCUCAGAGCUUCUUCAGAAACAAUGGCCACAGAGAAAUUGGGAAUUAAGAUUGUUAAGAACCCUCCCGAAUCUAAGCUCACUGACCUUGGCGUUAGAUCUUGGCCCAAGUGGGGAUGCCCGCCGAGCAAAUUCCCAUGGACAUAUUCGUCAAAAGAGACAUGUUACCUUUUGAAAGGGAAGGUGAAGGUCUAUCCCGAAGGCUCUGAUGAAGGUGUCGAGAUCGGGGUGGGCGACCUGGUCGAGUUCCCAAAGGGAAUGAAUUGCACUUGGGAUGUUUCGGAAACGGUGGACAAGCAUUACRACUUUGAGUAACAUCUCAUGCUAAUGUUUCUAUGACUCCGCUAUGCAAGACAUAAACUUGAAUCUUAUUCGUAGUUGUUAAAUACUUGCCGAAUAGAGAAGGUAAAAAGGCCACCGGAAUUUCAUUCUAUUCGAUUUGACAUCAAUCUCGAUAUAAUUUUUUUUUAAUAAUGUUUUUUUACGUCAAAUAGUAUAUAUUAAUAUAUGUGCAAUAUUCAUUAUAGAUAUUUGUACACGUUCGUAUGUUUACAAUAACUCUUUAAUAUUUAUACUUAGUAUGAUAUUUAUCAUGAAUAGUUAGG